CAAAAUGUUUGACGAAUUCUCUACAAAGACCGCUAUAAGUAAAAGGGACAGGGAUCAGAGCUUGAUUGAGUUCACAAUAGUAUCAAAAUUAUAAAAAAAAUGGAUGAUCUUGUGAAUGAUAACGACGAUGGAUCAGAUGAAGCCAACGAAGAAGUUGUCAGGAUACUGAAGCAGGCAUCGGAGGAGGUCAUCGAUAGCGUUGACCUCUCUAGUCAACAGUUAAGGUUUCUUCCCGAAGCAUUCGGCAAGCUUACCAGUUUAAUUCAUCUCAAUCUCUCCAAUAAUCACUUACAGGUGCUUCCUGAUUCAAUUGCAGGAUUAGUGAAACUAGAGGAGCUUGAUGUUUCAUCCAAUCUUUUAGAAUCAUUACCAGAUUCCAUCGGCUUGUUGACAUCUCUCAAAAUCUUAAACAUCUCAAGCAACAAGAUCAACACCAUUCCAGAAAGCAUCGCCUUUUGCAAAUCAUUGGAGGAAUUGUAUGCAAGCUUCAAUAACCUAAUAUUCUUGCCAACAAACUUCGGUUUUGGACUAAUAAGCCUCAAAAUCCUGUCAAUCAGCCUCAACGAAAUCCGUUUCCUUCCAACUACCAUUAGUGAACUAGAAUCUUUAAAAUACCUAGAUGCCCAUUUCAACAAACUCCAUGGCCUUCCAUCUUCAAUUGGGAAACUGUCAAAUCUUGAGGUAUUGAACUUGAGUAGUAACUUCAGCAAUUUGACAGAGUUACCCGACACAAUUACAAACCUUAAAAACCUCAAAGAACUUGAUCUCAGUAACAACCAAAUCAAGUCUCUUCCUGAAUCAUUCGGUCAACUUCAGAAUCUGACCAAAUUAAACUUAGAUCAGAACCCGAUUGUAGUUCCUCCAAUGGAGAUUGUAAUGGAAGGAACGGAGGCUGUGAAGGGCUUUAUGGUCAAUUGGCGGCUUGCUAAUAUAGCUGCUGAGGAACAGAGGCGUGUGGUUGAAAAUGAUGAGAAUCAAGGAGGAUGGAUGGCUUGGGGAACCAACAUGGUUAAUGUGUAUCUUGGACAAGGUAAAUCUUCUACUUCCAAAGACUCAUACUUGGAUCAGUUAUUGUAAUAUUUUAAAGUAUAAAAUCUUUGAAGUUACUUAAGAACAAAUGAAAAAGUGUGUGUAUCAUGUUGUAAGUAAUGGUUGAACAUGGUAAUUCUUGUAAUGAGUGAAAUAUUUAUGAUAUGUAUUUUGUAUUUAUGUGA
Lactuca sativa (garden lettuce) is the source of this 1214-nucleotide messenger RNA. RefSeq names its product plant intracellular Ras-group-related LRR protein 3. Gene Ontology annotation, cellular component: cytoplasm. The record is from RefSeq and is a predicted model, not a curated record. NCBI's taxonomy places the organism in Eukaryota, Viridiplantae, Streptophyta, Magnoliopsida, Asterales, Asteraceae. Gene Ontology annotation, molecular function: protein binding.